Nymphalis io (European peacock) is the source of this 3830-nucleotide messenger RNA. RefSeq names its product autophagy-related protein 101 (gene S6KL). Gene Ontology annotation, cellular component: phagophore assembly site. Lineage: Eukaryota; Metazoa; Arthropoda; Insecta; Lepidoptera; Nymphalidae. Gene Ontology annotation, molecular function: ATP binding; protein serine/threonine kinase activity. The coding region runs from base 311 to 973 and encodes 220 amino acids. The transcript is spliced from 2 exons. The record is from RefSeq and is a predicted model, not a curated record. Gene Ontology annotation, biological process: autophagosome assembly; protein phosphorylation; autophagy.
GUGUGAUAUACCGUGAUCUCAAACCAGAAAACAUUCUCUUAGAUUCUGAUCUCCACGUACAGCUGGUGGAUUUCGGGCUGUCCAAGUGGCUGUCCAUCGGCUCGCGGACUACGACGCUCUGCGGCACACUGCAAUACAUAGUGUGGGACUCGAUGCGUUGCAUAUUAUAAACUCGAAAUGGCGCAAUACGUCGCACACAACCUUUCCGAUACCCCACUGAAAGUCUUCGGAAGUCUGUAACGAAAUAUUAUUGGGCGAUUAUGUCAGUAUUCGAGGCGAGUACGCGCGCGACUUGCCAGUGACGGGCGAGAUGAACGCACGCAGCAUAGAGUUCGAAAUGUCCAUGGAGGGUAGGCAAGUGGACGAGGUGGUCGCCAGCAUCUUCCACACGGUGCUGUUCCAUCGCUCGAGCGGCAAGUUCACGUACAACAACGAGGAAAGCUACUCGAUACGGACGGUCAGCUACGUGGACGUGGACUGCGACUUCAUCGACUUCACGUACGUGUGCUGCGAGUCGGAGGCACUGGGCCGGCUGGUGCGGCGCGAGGUGUCGGACUUCUCGGAGCUGCUGCGCGGCGUCGACGGCUCCAGCCCGCCGCGCGGCUCCAUCAGCCUCGAGUUCUUCCAGAAGCGGCGCGCGCGCUGGCCCUUCCAGCCCGAGUGCGUGCCCUGGGAGGUGUGGACGGUCUGCUGCGAGCUCACCGAGUCCCGCAACGAGCAGGACAUGCACGCCAAGCACGAGAGCGUCGUCGAGAUGCUGCAGGACAAGAUCGUCUUCAUCACGGAGAUCAUCAACCGCCACGAGUACGUCCCGAAGAUGCCGAGCCGGUCGGACGCCGACCUCAUCUUCGACACGACGUACUCGGACAUCCAGCCGUACCUGUUCAAAAUCCACUACAAUCUGUCCGGCGCCCCGCCCACGUCGGUCGGCAACACGGUCCGGAAGCUGAUACGCGACACGCUGUCCUUGUGAUGUCUGGUGACCUGUUGUGCUCUGUACUUUCUGAGCCGGGACGUGAACGGAUCGUUUUAUAUAUUUGGGUCGCUGGUUUUAAAAUUUUGUGAUAUCGUCUGGGAGCUGGCCUACGCGAGGAGAGGUCCAUGAGUUAUUAUUUUGGGUCCUUUCGUCUCGAACGUGAUGUCGCAUCUGUUUGAUUGUGUUGAACUUUAGUUACUUUUAUUCAUCAGAAGUGCAAUUAUAUGAUUGUGAGCGAGGGAUGAUGUAAAUGAUUAAAAUUAUAUCGUAUAUAUAAAUAUAUAUACUUUUAUUCGCAAUGUUGUAACUGCAAUAAUGUACUUAUGCUAAUAUUUCGCACUAUCGAAAUGUAAUUAUUUAUUAUUUCACGCGGACUAAUAAUUCUUUAAAUCGCUUUUGCGUAAUGUUAAUAAUGAAACUAAAACUUUUCGUUUCUAUAUAAUUAGUCGUAAUAUCAAUUAUAAUUAUAAUAAACGGAGCUCUAGCUCGAAAAGCUGGUUGAAGUGUCCAUUUAAUUUCUUUUAAGGUUUGACAUAUGUUUUCGUUAAUUAUAUCCUAGUUAUUUUUCGUAUAUACGCAUUCUGAGUGAAAUUCUAAUAUAUGUAACACACUGUAUAUUAGGUUUAAAGUCAUAGGUUUAAAAUAAGACGAAUUAUAUUAUAAAGAGUUUUAAGUUGUAGCUGUGACGUCACUUAUCAAAUUCUGACACGUAGAUUUUUUUUUGUGUUAUACGUGUUAGUGGCGGAAAUUCAAAUUGUUAUUAAAAUUAAUUUUAGAAUUAUAUGAACAUCGAUAAUUUUAAGGUUAACGACUGAGUGUACUCUCGGUGUAAUAUGGUAUAGUCUAUUGACUAUUGGGUGUUUUAUAUUAAAAACAAAAAAAAUAAAAAAUUAAAUGCUUUGUGAUAUUUGCAUGAAAAAAAAAAUCGUCGAUUUUCGUCGUUGUAUAGAUAUAUAUGUAUAUGAAAUAUAAUUUUGUGUGUCAACGUUUUUAGAUUGGAACGUCGUGACGAAGAUAUUAAUUCUACAAUAUAAGUGUUGUAUAUAUUUAAAUGUAUAGGAGAAUAUUACAAAUUUUUCUCAUUUAAUAUUUUUCUUCAGAUAGUGAAGUCGUUUCAACAUUGAGAGCCUUAUGAAACUAAUGCUUAGUUAUUGGUAUAUUAUUUCCACGAUUCUGAAGCGCGUAUCGUCUGAUGUCAAAUAUUUAUUACGUCGCUAGUGGACAGCGGAAGUCGUCCCACAUAGAAAGGUGCAUGAGAUAUCAUAGUAUGUAUUUAUCUAGGUAAUUGUUUCGCCUUCCGUUUUUCUAAACAAUAAAAAUAAAUUUUCAUGUUGUAAAGUAAUUUAGUAAUUAGUGUUAAACAUAUGAAACAACAAUCACAGGUCUGAAACCAUUCACCUCGAUACAUUAUCACACAGAUACAAAUAUGUAUUCAAAUAAAAUAUUAUUUUUAGCAUCAGAGAACUUUUCAUUUUCAUAUUAUGGCAGUUUAUUGUGUAUCAGGAUUUAAAUAUAACUGAAUAAUAUAAUGUAUCGCCCUCUUAAUUGUAAUUAUGGACUCUUUAUGUAUAUAUCAAGGCACGUUAAUCUGUAAUUGAGUUCCUUCUUGACUAUAAUAUCUCGUCGGUCCAAUCGUAAACAUCUGAUAAUAAUUCGUAUACUAGAAAAGAUUAAAAUCUUUCAUCAAAUGUAUUAUAGCCUUAGAAGUUGAGAAUCGCUCUAUAAAUAAUUAAUUACCUGUAUAUUCUGUGAGAGAACCCGAAACGUGAAGAAUGUUCUGGAAUAAAGAAUGGAUGAUUGUCUAUAAUUGUAAAAUUAAAAAGUGUUCGCAUUACACGUGACAGAAGUGACGCAUUACAUCAGAAACGUGACGACGGAAAUUACCUUGAAAUUACUCUCAUCGCGCCAUACAGGGACCUUGGUAUUCCGUUUGGUUUUGUUGUCUUGUUUUCAUACAUCCGGGCGGAGGAAUGAAUCCAUCCAUAAUUAAACUUCUACUUAUUUACUUUCCUACCUCAUUUUGUGACUAGCUUUAGCGUGUUCGCAUCUCUAUUGGAAAAAUAGUUUCCUAUUUGUAACUAUAAUUAAAAAUAUAAUUUCGUCGCCAAAGAUGAGGCUGUACAUUGCAAUUGCUGAUUGAUUAUUCAAAUUUUACUAUAACUUAUAUAUUAUGAAAAUUGUAUGCAAUAUUCCAAUGGCAGGAGUAAAGAUAAACCAAUCUUGAAUUUAAUUCCAUGUGAGAUUCUAAUUGAUCUACUAUGGUAUGCACUACAAACAGGUAUCGAUUGGCAUAUGUUCAUUCAUAAUGCAACACUAUUCCAAUUAACUAUUUAUCUAUUUUAAUUUCAAUUCCAAAGUUCCGAUAAGUUCGCCAUCUUUCGAAAUGCAAUUUUUUCACUAAUACAUAAUGAAUACCAUAGAUUACUAGAUCUCGACCAAAAACAAAUUCAAGGUGAAAUUUAUUUAUCUAUCUUACUCCUGCUUUUGAAUAUGUGAAAUGGCUAUAGAUAUUUAUUGUGCCCUUGUCGGUUUCAUAUCAGCUAGUACCUUGUUGAUUCUCCCGACUGGAUCGUUUAUACAACAAUCCAGUUAUAAGACAAUAUACAUUAUCUAACCAUUACCUUGACGGCGUGCCUCGUUCUUAAUGUUAUUUUGGGCACUGUACAUUUUAAUAAAAUUGCACUUGCUAUGGCCUUAUUUAAAAGAUGAAUAUACCUUAACGUGGAUGGCUGUUACAUGUUAGUUGUAUGAUGAAAGUUAGUAUAUGUUGUGAUUUAUGAGUUCAAAAAUAAACAAAAAUCUUAGUCUUGUGAUAAUUUAUAUAAAAAUGUGAAUAAAUGAUGGAGUAUUAAUA